Molecule: messenger RNA, 516 nt
Organism: Aspergillus fumigatus Af293
Lineage: Eukaryota; Fungi; Ascomycota; Eurotiomycetes; Eurotiales; Aspergillaceae
Exons: 3
Coding region: 1-516 (171 amino acids)
Source: RefSeq, a predicted model, not a curated record
AUGACAGCAAUCCACAACAAGAGUCAGAAACAGAGCUGGAACCUGAGCUGGAACCUGAGCUGGAACCUGAGCUGGAACCUGAGCUGGAACCAGAGCUGGAACCAGAGCUGGAACCUGAGCUGGAACCUGAGCUGGAACCAGAGCCGGAAACACAACCAGGAAUACAAGACUAUGAGUGGUCACCGCCCAGCACAAAAGCGCAAAGAAAGAAAUCUCCUCGCCCACGCAAAAAUAUAUGUGUUUGCGACAAUAUAUCUUGUUGACGCAUUAAGAGAGCAGUGCUUGAAGUCGCUUCAUCGAGACCUUUCCAAUUUUGUUCUCAACCGGCAAACCAUAACAAACGUCUUGGAUCUGCUAGAAUAUACCUACGAUCACACAGGCAGACAAGAGCCGGGUGGACGUUGUUCCCUUAGGACGUUGGUUAUUCACUAUAUUUCAUUUGAGAAUACUCGAUUUCGGCGUAUUUUGGACGACCAUGGGGGAAUGGCCUCUGACCUUGUUGGCGAGGCUUGUUGA